CCUGCUGCUGCCCUUCUCUCCUGAGCCACUUCCCUUGAUUGCACGACCCCCUUGGUGCUGUCUUUUGGUUCAUUCUUUUGCUGCUGGGGGUGGUUUCUUCGUGUCCAUCUUUCGCCGCUCCAUCCCGGUCCGUUUGCUCGGUACCCUAGAAACAAUCUCGCUAACACGCUACGCGGAGAAUAGCACAAGCUUGCGCACCUGAUCCCGGGAUUGCCAGUUCCUUUACAUUGUACACUUAAUCCCAUCUUUCCCCUUUGUCGACGCGAUGUUGCGUUCGUCGUUUGGGUUGGGUAAAGGCCGGUUGCCAGCUUUGCGGCAAUCAGUCUCUGCUCGAUCCUUGAACUCGAGGAACUCUGUCCUUGGCUGGAAUCAGUUCCGACGAAAUGCUUCGACUGUGACUAGUCUGGAGAACUAUCCCAACGUGGGAGAAAGCCUGCACGGGUUCACCGUGCAAGAAAAGAAGCAUGUCCCAGAACUACACCUGACGGCAGUGCGACUAAAACAUGACAAGACGGAUGCCGACUACCUCCAUGUGGCAAGGGACGACAAAAACAACGUUUUUGGUGUCGGAUUCAAAACGAAUCCUCCAGAUGCUACUGGCGUGCCUCAUAUUCUGGAACAUACCACGUUAUGUGGUAGUGAAAAAUAUCCCAUUCGUGAUCCUUUCUUUAAGAUGCUUCCUCGAUCGCUUUCCAACUUCAUGAAUGCCUUUACUUCCGCGGACCACACGACGUAUCCGUUCGCCACAACCAACCAACACGACUUCCAAAACCUUCUCUCCGUCUACCUGGACGCCACAUUUCACCCUUUGCUUAAGGAGGAAGAUUUUCGACAGGAGGGAUGGCGUCUGGGCCCAGAGGAUGCGCGCGCCGUGAAGACGCAGGACGGAAAAGCCGAGGACGUCUUGUUCAAAGGUGUCGUGUACAACGAAAUGAAGGGUCAGAUCUCCGACGCAAACUAUCUCUACUAUAUCCGAUACCGAGAGAACAUUUUCCCUGCCAUCAACAACUCCGGAGGUGACCCGCAAUAUAUUACGGAUCUGACGCACAAGCAACUCGUUGAUUUCUCCAAGAAGAACUACCAUCCGAGCAACGCCAAAAUCUUGACCUACGGGGACAUGCCCCUGACUGGUCAUCUCAAGCAGAUCGGCGAGGUGCUUAAUGGCUUCAACAAAGGAGAGGCCGACAACUCUGUCAAGCAGCCCAUUGAUCUUACCCGCGGCCCUCAGAACGUCACUGUUCCGGGUCCCAUCGAUACAUUCUCUAGCGACGACAAGCAGUUCAAGACCUCGACCUCGUGGUACAUGGGCGAUGCCACCGAUGUUGUCGAGACCUUCUCUGUUGGUAUUUUGUCCUCUUUGCUGCUAGACGGUUAUGGCUCGCCCAUGUAUCGGGCUCUGAUUGAGAGUGGGCUGGGCUCGUCGUUCACCCCUAACACAGGGCUUGAUCCCUCCGGAAGGGUACCCGUCUUCUCAGUGGGUGUCACCGGUGUGGGCGAAGAGGAGGCACCGAAGGUUAAAGAGGCCAUCCAACGUGUUUACCAGGACUCUCUGUCCAGUGGCUUCAACGACGAGAAGGUCCAGGGAUUCCUGCACCAACUCGAGCUUGCCCUGAGGCACAAGACGGCAAACUUCGGCAUCGGUGUUAUGGAAAAGACCUUGUCUUCGUGGUUCAAUGGCACAAACCCCAUGAAGGAACUCGCUUGGAACGAAGUCAUUGACGAGUUCAAGCGCAGAUACAAGGAAGGUGGCUACCUUGAGUCACUGAUGCAGAAAUACUUGAUGAAUGACAACUACCUCACCUUCACCAUGGUCGGCUCGCCUACUUUUAACAAGGACUUGGAUGAUCAGGAAAUGGUGCGGAAAGAGAAGAAGCUUGCGGAGCUUGUGGAAAAGCACGGCUCUAUUGAAAAGGUCGUUGCUCAUCUGACUGAGGAAGAGCUCCAAUUGCUGAAAACGCAGGAGGCGGCCCACAAUGCCGAUUUGAGCUGCUUGCCCUCUCUUCGCGUUGAAGAUAUUUCGCGCGAGAAAGAGCGCAAGCCCGUGCGCGAAUCUCGUGUGGAUGACGUUGACGUGGUCUGGCGUGAAGCCCCGACCAACGGCAUGACUUACUUCCAAGCAUUGAACUCAUUUGAAGACCUCCCAGAUGAUCUCAGGUUGCUGAUGCCCUUGUUCAACGACUGUGUCAUGAGACUGGGCACUGCAAACAAAUCCAUGGAGGAAUGGGAAGAUCUGAUCAAAUUGAGGACCGGCGGUGUUUCGUCGUCUGCAUACAAUGCCUCUUCCCCUACCGAACUCGGCAAGUUCCACGAAGGUCUGAACUUCUCUGGAUUUGCUCUCGACCAAAACAUCCCGGAGAUGCUGGAGAUUCUCACUACUCUUAUCACGACAACGGAUUUCACCAGCCCUUCCGCUCCUGGCAUGAUCCAGGAGCUGCUGCGAUUGACCACCAACGGUGCUCUUGAUGCUGUGGCUGGAACCGGCCAUCGUUUCGCCCUGAAUGCGGCAGCUGCAAGUCUUUCUCGGGGUCUGUGGGUUCAGGAGCAGCAGUCUGGCCUGGCGCAACUUCAGGCGACCGCCAACCUUCUCCGAGAUGCCGAAACUUCUCCGGAGCGUCUGGCCGAGUUGGUCGAGAAGCUGCGCCUUAUUCAGUCGUUUGCUAUCUCGAAGACCCCAGGACUCCGGGUUCGUAUGGUGUGUGAGCCAGGAAGUGCGCACCAAAAUGAGUCCGCCCUGCAGAAAUGGCUCGGCGGGCUGCCCCAGAUUUCUGCGCCCACAUCUGCGCCUGGAAAUCCAGUCUCGAAUCAAGCUUUCACCAAGACUUUCUACGAUAUGCCUUACAAGGUUUACUACUCGGGUCUGGCCAUGCAAACGGUGCCGUUUGUCCAUUCGUCCAGUGCACCCCUCAGUGUUCUAUCCCAACUGCUUACCCACAACUAUCUUCACCCUGAAAUUCGGGAGAAGGGAGGUGCUUAUGGAGCAGGUGCCAGCAACGGCCCCGUGAAAGGCAUUUUCGCGCUGACCAGCUACCGAGACCCCAACCCCAUCAACUCCCUGAAGGUGUUCCAGAACUCUGGCAUUUUUGCCCGAGACCGCCAAUGGUCCGCUCGCGAGCUCAACGAAGCCAAGCUGGGUAUCUUCCAGGGCCUGGAUGCGCCAAUGAGUGUUGAUGAAGAAGGAACUCGUUACUUCAUGAGUGGUGUCACCCAUGAGAUGGACCAGCGCUGGAGAGAGCAAGUGCUGGACGUCACGGCCAAGGAUGUCAACGAGGCGGCUCAAGCCUUCCUGGUCGAUGGCUCCCGGCGGUCGGUUUGCAUGCUCGGCGAGAGAAAAGACUGGGCCGAUUCGGAAGGUUGGGAAGUCCGAAAGCUUUCCAUGAACCCCUCCGGCGAAGCCUCGGCUGCUGCAGCGCACGAAGUGGUAUCGAUGCCACCUGGAGUCCAAAAUCCGGCUUUCUACCCUCAUGCAGCGCCGUCAGAUCAAGACGCACAGUCCAUUCUUGGCCGCCUAGACCGGAUUGAGGCCGUUUUAGGUCUCAAUAAAGAAAGGCCUACCACCGCUUCAAUUAGCGUUGCGUCAGACCUUGACGAAGAGGCCAUGGACGUGCCUUUCUAUGACUUAUGGGCAGCGGCAAAACACCUGAGGACUAUCACUCGUCCUCCACAAGAUGACAGUCUUUGGUCUCGUUCUACCAUCAAGAGGUUAUGGACCAAAUUUCUUGACAAUCUGCCCCUUUUACAUUUUCUGAAAGAUCAGAAUGCCUUUUCUUCCCCUUCGCCUCUUCUCCUCGCUUCUGUUCUUUACAUAUCUGCACUCCAUAGUCCAUCGGCUGAAGUCGCAUCUCUGGCUGGUGGGUACUUUGUGGCCAUCUGCAGCGCAAUUGCUGAGCUUGUUAUCCCAAGCCCCUUGCCAAACCUCCUUGACCCGCCAAUCUCCAGCCUCAGAAAUCACGACCCUUCCAGCAUUGCGGAUGAGCAGCGCGUAUUCCAAAACAUCCUUGGCCUUAUUAUGGCCAGCCUCUGUUCGGAGGCAUUCGUCGAGACUACGGACAAGUGGAUAGCUAUAGCCUACCGACUUUUGCUCGAUCAUUGUCCAACUGCCGCGGAUAGCAUAGUCCAGGACUGGCCUGGCUUGUUCUCGGGGAUUCAAGUCAUCGAUAUCGAGCAUGCAUCAAUGCACAUGUGUCAUCCUCUCCUACCUAGACAACCUCCUACGUCGGCACUACAGCAGUUGAACGGCCAUGAAGGGGACGCAUAUCGUGGUCUUACCCAGAUUAUGCACCACGGACUGAGUCAUUUUGUGAGACGAGGACUUCCUACUAUUUGGUCCUUCGUGAGCGCAAAGGAGCCUGACAUACUACCUUCCGUGCGGGCACCGUUCACUGAUGAAGACUCUCAAAUCAUUCGUCUUUGGGCAAAGAAGCUGGACAACUGGCUCGUUCGGUAUAACGGGACGUCGCAACCGUCCCCCUCAGAUCGACAGGGAAUCGUUAUACUUCUGCAAUACCACCUACACAAGCUAUACGUCCUAUCAAUUUAUCAUCCGGCUCGAGGAUUCGAUCUCUCAUCUGCGAAUAUAACUCCUGCCGAAAGACAUGAACUAUUGGUCUCAGCUCGAGCCGUGCUACGCUUACGCCAGGACGACGCCAGCAUCUGGUCGAACUGGGAUCUUAUAAUGAUAACAUGGGCCGCGAUGCUCCUCCUACGCGGAGUAGAAGACGGCGUUACGCACCAAGACGACCUCCGUCUCAUCCAAUCGCACCUUCAAAGCCUUAAACUCAGCCACCCCUCGGCACCCAGCAUCCACGCCGUCCUCGCCGACCGACUCCAAUCCGGGAUACAAAGCAUGAACACGCCGCCGGACAUGGGCCCCGAGCUAUCCUUUCCCGGCCCACACGCAGACCACUCCUGGACCAUCUUCGACCAGGAGGUCAUGCCGCUCGCCAACCCGCCGUGGCUCUUCGAAGGCGCCGCCUCCCUGGCCUCAGUGCCGCCGCAGCUGGCGCAGCAGUCGCCCAUCCCGUCGGUCGGGUAUACGAGCAACCUGGGUGCCAGGCAUCCAGCGGCUUUCCCUGCCGGCGAGCAGUGGGAGCAUCAUACGGCGCCGGGACCGCCUGUGCGUCCGACGCCGAGCUUUCAUCGUGUGUUUGGGCCUGGGAAUGUCCCCAAUGAGAAUAAUAGCUAUUUGAUGUGAAUGUGUCAACGGGACGUUUUGGGAAGAGGAACUUGGCCAUUCUGUCAAGGCUACAAUGUGGAAUAUAUAUGCUCUGUGCUUCUCUGACCAUUAUUUGUCUUAGCAAAGCCAGUGAGUGCAUGUCAAAGCAGUACAAGGUCCGGGAAUAGAGUUUAAAAAUCAUUAUUCCUUCAUCACAUUGGGUAUAUGGUGUCAAAUCAUGAGUCAUGUCAU
Molecule: messenger RNA, 5404 nt
Organism: Aspergillus steynii IBT 23096
Lineage: Eukaryota; Fungi; Ascomycota; Eurotiomycetes; Eurotiales; Aspergillaceae
Gene: cym1
Product: pitrilysin family metalloprotease cym1
Exons: 9
Coding region: 266-5191 (1641 amino acids)
Biological process (GO): protein processing
Cellular component (GO): mitochondrial matrix
Molecular function (GO): metal ion binding
Source: RefSeq, a predicted model, not a curated record